GAAGAUCGCAGCGACAGCGACAGCACCUGCGUAAUAUUGCACUGGUGUGAGUGGUGUGCUUGUACCAUUUUAUUUGUAUACAUUUUUUAAUCGCGACAAGUGCCGCAGCAUGACGUUCCUUUGAAAGCGUUCGAGGUGAGCUGUAGUAAGCGUAUUUAACGCGAGAAUCGAAGUCACCCUGGGAAAAAUUUACAUUCUGCGUGUGUUUUAAAGAAUUACGUACGCGUCCCCAGAUAUUAACAACAUGACAGCGGUAUAUCCGACUUUGCCGAAACUGGCGGUGAGAGACAGCCUCGACGACGACGACCUCACCGACAUCGACGACGAGGUGUUCAUCAGGGAUGGGAGAAACGGUGGAUUGAAGUUGGAUGACGACGGAGUGAAGCGGCCCUUGAUGGCACCUCGUAGAAAAUCCAAAAAAUCUUGCAGCUUCCAGAGUCAUAAGGUCCCAUACAAGGCGUUCCUCGUGCCAUUAUGCUAUGGAAUUACAGCCUUGAUCAUAGUGUUAGGCUUAAUUGUACUUUGUAUAUUUACCGCAAAUAUAUUCCCGAUGCCGUUAACUAUAUUGAAAAGCUGGCUGUCGCCCGAGCUGAAAGAGCCUGCGAAUGAAUCUGAGAUAAUUCCGUGUACGUCACUGUCGUCCAAGGUUUUAUGGACCAGAUCGUUGCCAAAGUUAAUACCUGAGGCACCUCUUAGGAGCAACGAUGUUAACUCUGAUGGAAUUGAGGAUAUUAUUGUGGGAUUUAGCACAGGUCUGGAUACAGUGGAUACGAAAUAUAUCUGUACUAUAUAUUUUGGGAGACAAACGCCAUGUCUAGGCGGUGUACUGGCGCUGAACGGUAAAACGGGCGAAACCAUCUGGACACAUUGGACUGCCCAUUCGAUAUUUUCCGUUGACUGUGGCGCAGACUUGACAAACGACAAGAUUAAGGAUUGCGUCAUAUCUGGACGCGGUGGAGUGCAAGCUAUUAACGGCCGUGACGGUUCCAACAUAUGGGAUAUACCACUUCAAGAUUCAGCUUCAGAGCUGCAAAUAACUUUGGACGUUUACGAUGCUAGAUUUACAGCGGAUAUGGACGGCGACGGUACUGGCGACGUAAUAGCGUCGCAUGCCGUCCAAUCGGACAACAUUCAAGCGAGCAACAUACUCGUGAUAUCGGGUAGAAGUGGUAAUGUCAUACGCAACAUUGAUUUACCGGAUACGGAACAGCUGUUCGUGGCACCGCAAAUUAUAGUGCAUCCUGACGGAGAAAAUAUAUUUGUUCUGGCUACAACCAGUCAACAAGAUGCCGGCGGAUUAUAUAUAGUGUCCCAAGCUAAUAUAUUUUACGGUGAUUUGCAAUUACGAAAGCUCAAUCAUAACACCGGCAAAAAUGCACUGUUGCCACCGAUCCUAAUUGAUAUUACGUCGGAUGGAAUUGAAGAUAUUGUCGCUGCUAUGUUCAAUUCUACGAUUGUGGCAUAUAACGGAUCUACGUUUGAACCUAUCUGGAAUUAUACAGUCCCCAAUUCCGAAGUAAUCAGCAUUCCCAUUCCCGGUUAUUAUAACGACGAUGAUAUACCGGACUUUAUGGUAAAGCAUCAGAUAGGUACUGGUUUGGCCACGUACUAUUAUACCGUGGCCACGAUCAUAGACGGUCGUAAUGGACUGCCUUUGCUUGAAAAACCGAUGGAGGAUAGCUUGAGCGGGCAAAUGUCCGGUUUGUCGGUCACCGUCGACGGAUUUGGCAACGACUGGUUUUUGCAUUGGUCCACCGACUGUUUAAACUACGAGGGAGUCAAGGAAAAAUAUCAGUUCUUGAAAGAACAGAGUUUCAUGUCGCAAACGCGCGCCGACCCCUGCUUCCUGAGAUUCAAUUCAACACUCACUACGAGACUUCUAGCUUUGAGCCAGCACGUCGGUCCGCCCGGAAUGUCGUUGUACUUUUCGGAGGAUUGGAAGUCCCUGGAAUUCAAUAAUUCAUUCGAUUCACGAAAGGAAGAGGAAAAGUACCCGAACUCCUAUUCGGGAUUAAAAAUCCCGGACACUUACGCAAACAUACCGCUCGUUUCCGAGAGAUCGCCGGGAGUUCAUAAAAACCAUCGAAAAGAAAGCAUCUUCAAGCAUAAAGAUAAUAAUAUACUCGAGAUCGGCAAAUACGACUCGGAUGCAAUAUACGAAAACGUUGACGAAUUCAAGAGCCACAAGAAGCACAAUCCCGAGGACACCGUAGAGAAUUUAGACGUAGAUCAAGCAUGGAAGCAGGAUAACAAAUGGAUGGAUGACGAUAUGCAGACGGAUAAAGAAUAUGGUAGUAUAUACGAAAGUGAUAAUAGUAACAAUGAAGACGGACAGCAGAGUGUGGAUUAUUCGCAAGGUGAAGUGCGAGAGCAGAGGAGCAUUAUUAUAGCUAAGGAUCCAUAUUCAAUAAAUAUUUCUGACAAAGAACAUGGCUCCAAGGAAAUUAGCGAUUACCCAACACCCGAAUCGACGCAACAUAAUUUGCAGUUGGAUCACAAGAAUAUUGACACAGAGAAUAAGAGAGGAAUGAAGGAAAUCAAGGACAAGAAGAAUGGCUCGGUGAACAAACCUGAUACAAUGAAUAUAUUAAUGACGCCAAUUUUAAAAUCUCAAGAGGAGGUAUCGUCAACUAUGUCGAGCGAUAAAUCAAAUAUGGAAAGGACUACUACAAUACGGAGUGCAUUAAAUACGAGCGGAUUAACAGAAGUCAGUAUUAGUAUGGAAUAUCUGAACGACACACACACCGAUGAAUCAAAUGUUACUAAAAAUCAAAUGAUCACCAAUCAUCAAGAUGAAACUUCCACUACUAAGAAAGUCGUAGACGCGACACAGCGGAGACAGAUUUAUAAGCAUAGU
Messenger RNA from Temnothorax curvispinosus, 2857 nucleotides. RefSeq lists its product as uncharacterized. Gene Ontology annotation, molecular function: protein binding. The annotation marks the transcript as partial. The transcript has 4 exons. The record is from RefSeq and is a predicted model, not a curated record. NCBI's taxonomy places the organism in Eukaryota, Metazoa, Arthropoda, Insecta, Hymenoptera, Formicidae.